Oryza sativa Japonica Group (Japanese rice) is the source of this 1116-nucleotide messenger RNA. RefSeq names its product NAC domain-containing protein 23-like. Lineage: Eukaryota; Viridiplantae; Streptophyta; Magnoliopsida; Poales; Poaceae. Gene Ontology annotation, biological process: regulation of DNA-templated transcription. The record is from RefSeq and is a predicted model, not a curated record. Gene Ontology annotation, molecular function: DNA binding.
AUCCAUCAAUUUCCCAUCACAAAACACAUAAAACUAUAUCAUCAUCUUCCAUAGCUGUACACAUCCUAUAUUUUCAUUCAUGGCGAUGACACCGCAGCUAGCAUUUUCUCGCAUGCCUCCAGGGUUUCGGUUCCAGCCGACGGACGAGCAGCUUGUCGUCGACUACUUGCAGAGGCGUACCGCUGCGCAGCCAUGCGUUACUCCCGACAUCACCGAUAUCGACGUUUACAACGUCGACCCGUGGCAGCUUCCAGCCAUGGCGAUGUAUGGAUCGGAUCAUGACCGGUACUUCUUCACGAUGGCGGCCCGAGAGGCGCAGGCCAGACGAACGACACCGUCGGGUUUCUGGAAGCCCACCGGCACAAAGAAGACGAUCUUCGUCGUCGCCGGUGGGCAUGAGGUGCCCACCGCCGUCAAGAGGAGGUUCGUCUUCUACCUCGGCCACCACCAACCAUCGGGCAGCAACAACAACAACAAAACAUCAUGGAUCAUGCAUGAGUACCGUCUCAUGAACUCUCCAAGAGCGGCAGUGCCGUCGUCUUCUUCGGUGAAUCGUCUUCCCACUGAUGAUCUCACGGAAGAGAUGGUGCUGUGUAGGAUCUCCAACAAGGACCUGCCUAAACCACCCUUCAUCCACAACAGCUUGUUGCAGUUCUCUUCAGUGGGGUUGAAUGGUGAUGGGUAUAAUUACUUGAUCCUUGAUCACCUUGAGCCUCCAGCAAUGGAGUAUCCUAAUGUUGGCAUUGGUAAUGUUGAUGAUGCUGCUGCUGGUACUGAUGAUCCGGGUGACCUUGAUGAGGAGAUUGAUGAUAGCAUGCAAAGAAACCAUGGUGGCUAGAAUUAACCAGUAGCAUCAUGAGUGAAUGGUUUUGCGGGAGAUUUGAGUUAAAUAUCAGAUAAUAAAAUAAUAAUACAAAGAAUAAAAAGAAAAACAAACCUGUAUAGUUAGCAGGUUUUGAUUCAUUUCGUUGAACUUUGUGUGCUUGUUAGCUAGCCUAUAUACCAAACAUGCCUUGGCGAGGCUUUCUAUUUGUAUAUAGCUUUUUUUCUUUUUUCUAUUGUAAGGUUCGAACUCUAUUGAGUUGAUUGAAUAAACAUUAUGCAAUUUAUGUAACA